UCGAACUAACACCACAAGGGAAAAAGAGAAAACUAACACCACAAGGGAGAGGGAGACCCAAAUUUCAGUCUGGGCCUGUUCUUGCCCAUUGACACUCUGGGCUUAACCUAUGUAUCACCACAGAAAACUUUCGCCAACACAAAUAGAGUAUUUAUCAGCUAAACAGAAGCAAAUAUAAAAAUUUCAGGACUGCUGUGCUGAAGAGACAAAGAUGGAAAAUGAAGAAGAAAAUGAAGUAAAUGACUUUCUCGGAUGGGCUGCAAAGCUUGGAAUUACAGAUUUUCCUCCUAAUCUCAACAACCCAUCUGUUAAUUCUUGUUGUUUGGGCCAUUCUCUCUGUGUUUCUCACUUCCCAGAUGCUGGCGGACGAGGUUUAGCAGCUGUCCGUGAUCUUACAAAAGGGGAAUUGAUUCUUAGAGUCCCAGAAGAAGCUUUGUUUACAACUCAAAGUGUUGUGUUGAAAGAUCACACCUUUUCUGUGGCUCUUCAACAAUAUCAGUCCCUUUCUUCUACUCAGAUACUGACUAUUGCAUUAUUGAAUGAAAUCAGUAAAGGGAAGAGUUCCUUGUGGUUUCCUUAUUUAAAGCAUUUGCCACGAAGUUAUGACAUAUUGGCAAGUUUUAAUCAAUUUGAAACACAAUCUUUGCAGGUAGAUGAUGCAAUGUGGGCAGCAGAGAAGGCUAUAGGUAAGGCUAAAUCAGAGUGGAAGGAAGCUAUAUCGCUGAUGAAUGAUUUGAAGAUAAAAAAUAAACUUCAAAGCUUGAGGGCUUGGCUCUGGGCUUCUGGAACUAUCUCCUCUCGAACAUUGCAUAUACCAUGGGAUGAAGCCGGAUGCUUAUGCCCUGUUGGUGAUUUGUUUAAUUACUCUGCCCCUGGGGAAGAAUUAGGUGAAUGUGAUGAUUUGCGUGCUCAAGGAAAGGCCUCUUGUGACAUGUCUACCAGUUCCGGCCAUGUCAAAGAUGAACCAGUGGGCGAGCAUUGUGAUAAUUCGGUGCGAUUGACAGAUGGCGGGUAUGAAAAAGAUAUUGGAUCAUAUUGCUUCUAUGCUAAAAAGAGCUAUAGGAAAGGGGAGCAGGUUCUGUUAAGCUAUGGAACAUACACAAAUCUGGAGCUUCUUGAACACUACGGUUUCAUUCUCAACAGAAAUCCAAACGACAAGGCCUUCAUUCCUUUAGAACCUGAAAUGUACAAUUGCUGUUCAUGGCCCCAAAAUUCUUUGUUCAUCCACCAAAAUGGGAAGCCAUCAUUCGCCCUUCUAUCCACCGUACGAUUGUGGGCAACACCUCCUAAUCAGAGGAAGUCCAUCGGACACCUUGCUUCAUCAGGUUCUCAAAUAUCAAAAGAGAAUGAGCUUUUAACCAUGGAAUGGAUAGCAAAGAAGUGUCAUUUUAUUCUAAAGAAUUAUGGUACAACAAUUAAAGAAGAUAAUUUGUUACUAGGCACUAUCGACGACAUGUGUGUUUCCAAAUUGAAUACCGAGUUUGAGAAAAUGCCAUCAAUGAUUAAAUGUGAAAUCCAAGGUUUCUUGGAUGUCGUUGGUGUUCCAGUUGGGGAAAUAGGAGGUAAUGUAGAUUUGUACAGGCGGUCGAAGAAUUCAGUGGAUAGAUGGAAACUAGCGGUGGAGUGGAGAGUCAGGUACAAGAAAAUUCUUGUUGAUUGUAUUUCUUAUUGUAUAGGGAGAAUUGAUGAGGUGAGCAGUUAGGGAAUUGUGUAUUUGUUCUUUGUUUUGAAAUCCUUGUUGAUGUUAUUGCAGUUGAUAUAUAUUUAUCUCAUGACAUUAAAGUA
Molecule: messenger RNA, 1785 nt
Organism: Daucus carota subsp. sativus
Lineage: Eukaryota; Viridiplantae; Streptophyta; Magnoliopsida; Apiales; Apiaceae
Product: protein SET DOMAIN GROUP 40
Exons: 6
Coding region: 212-1702 (496 amino acids)
Biological process (GO): peptidyl-lysine monomethylation
Molecular function (GO): protein-lysine N-methyltransferase activity; protein binding
Source: RefSeq, a predicted model, not a curated record